AUGACCAACAACGACGCACUCAAGCCUAACGGCACCAACGGCGAUGCCAAGAACACGUUCGCCGUCAAGGCCGGACUCGCCCAGAUGCUCAAGGGAGGUGUCAUCAUGGACGUGACCGACGCCGCCCAGGCCCGCAUCGCCGAGGAGGCCGGCGCCUGCGCCGUCAUGGCCCUGGAGCGCGUCCCGGCAGACAUCCGCAAGGACGGCGGCGUCGCCCGCAUGUCCGACCCUGCCGUCAUCAGGGAGAUCCAGAAUGCCGUCACCAUCCCCGUCAUGGCCAAGGCCCGCAUCGGCCACUUUGUCGAGUGCCAGAUUCUCGAGGCUCUCGGCGUCGACUACAUUGACGAGAGCGAGGUCCUCACCCCGGCCGACAAGGUCUACCACGUCGAAAAGGCCGACUUCAAGGCCCCCUUCGUCUGCGGCUGCCGCAACCUCGGCGAGGCCCUGCGCAGAAUCGCAGAGGGCGCCGCCAUGAUCCGCACAAAGGGCGAGGCCGGCACCGGCGACGUCGUCGAGGCCGUCACCCACGUCAAGCAGGUCACCAGAGACAUUGCGCGCGCCAAGGGUGUUCUCGCGACCGAGGGCAUCUUGGGCAUCCGCGCCCUGGCGAGAGAGCUCGAGGUCGACCCUACGCUCCUCCAGCAGACGGCCGAGCUCGGCCGUCUCCCCGUCGUCAACUUUGCCGCCGGCGGCGUCGCCACACCCGCGGACGCGGCGCUGAUGAUGCAGCUCGGCUGCGACGGUGUCUUUGUCGGCAGCGGUAUCUUCAAGUCUGGCGACCCGGCCAAGCGCGCCAAGGCCAUCGUGAGAGCGACGACGCACUACAAGGACGCCAAGGUCCUCGCCGAGUGCAGUGAGGGACUUGGUGAGGCCAUGGUCGGCAUCAACUGCGACAGCUUGAAGACUGAGGAGAAGCUGGCCACCCGUGGGUGGUAA
This is a messenger RNA of Colletotrichum abscissum, 936 nucleotides long. RefSeq names its product pyridoxine biosynthesis protein. The coding region runs from base 1 to 936 and encodes 311 amino acids. The record is from RefSeq and is a predicted model, not a curated record. NCBI's taxonomy places the organism in Eukaryota, Fungi, Ascomycota, Sordariomycetes, Glomerellales, Glomerellaceae. The transcript has a single exon. Gene Ontology annotation, molecular function: amine-lyase activity. Gene Ontology annotation, biological process: pyridoxal 5'-phosphate biosynthetic process; pyridoxine biosynthetic process; amino acid metabolic process.